UCAGUUCUGCUGUCAUAUAUUUCUCAUCUGAGUGAGUUGGACAUGAGUGGCUGUGAUCUGCAAACAUCAGAAGAGAAGCUGCUCUCUGGUCUUAGAAACCCAAACUACAAACUCCAGAAACUGAGACUAGCCGGUUGUAAACUGACAGAGGAAUCCUUUGAGGCUUUAGCCUCUGCUGUGCAGCACAUGGUCUCCCUGACAGAACUGGACCUGAGUGACAAUCACAUAAGCAUCACUGGAAUUCAGCUUCUGAGUGCACUGAAAAGCCACAUCAACUGUAAACUGCAGACAUUGAGACAUGCCUGUGGAGAACUGAAAAAAUAUGCCUGUGAGCUCACACUGGACCCAAACACAGCACACAGAGUUCUCUCUCUCUCUGAGGGGAACAGAAAGGUGACGCGUGUGAAUCAGCAGCAGCCGUAUCCUGACCACCCAGAGAGAUUUGACACCUACUACUCUCAGGUGCUGUGUAGAGAGGGUCUGACUGGACGCUGCUACUGGGAGGCUGAGUGGAGUGGUGAUGAGGUUUCUAUAGCAGUGGCCUAUAAGAGCACCCCGAGGACAGAGGGGUGUGGGGAGAGCAGCGCGUUUGGAGAUAAUGCCAAGUCCUGGGGUCUGGACUGCUCUGGUAACAGUUACUCUGCCCUGCACAAUAGUAAGCAGACUGCCAUACCUGCCCCCUCCUCCCGCUCCAGCAGAGUAGGAGUGUACCUGGACUGGCCAGCAGGCACUCUGUCCUUCUACAGCGUCUCCUCUAACACACUCACCCACCUGCACACGUUCCACUCCACAUUCACUGAGCCCCUCUAUCCUGGGUUUUGGGUUUGGUCUAUUAGCUCCUCAGUGUCCUUGUGCCAGAUCACAUGACCUCCUAAUCCUGCAGCAGAGGAGAGCCACACACACCUGUUUACACACUCCUGUGUGUGUGUGUGUGUGUGUGUGUGUGUGUGUGUGUGUGUGUGUGUGUGUGUGUGUGUGUGUGUGUGUGUGUGUGUGUGUGUGUGUGUGUGUGUGUGUGUGUGUGUGUCCUUUUCAUCCUCUGUGCUCCAUCUUCCCUCUGACUGUGUUUUCUACUCACCUCAGUUUCUCUUACUCGCUUUGUGUGUGUGAGGGGGGUUGUGUCUGUGUGGUGUUUGUUGCUCCUGGUUCCCUCCUGUGUGUGUGUGUGUGUGUGUGUGUGUGUGUGUGUGUGUGUGUGUGUGUGUGUGUGUGUGUGUGUGUGUGUGUGUGUGUGUGUGUGUGUGUGUGUGUGUGUGUGUGUGUGUGUGUGUGUGUGUGUGUGUGUGUGUGUGUGUGUGUGUGUGUGUGUGUGUGUCCUUUUCAUCCUCUGUGCUCCAUCUUCCCUCUGAC
Messenger RNA from Sardina pilchardus (European sardine), 1350 nucleotides. RefSeq names its product stonustoxin subunit beta-like. The record is from RefSeq and is a predicted model, not a curated record. Gene Ontology annotation, molecular function: protein binding. The transcript has 4 exons. The coding region runs from base 43 to 867 and encodes 274 amino acids. Lineage: Eukaryota; Metazoa; Chordata; Actinopteri; Clupeiformes; Clupeidae.